Molecule: messenger RNA, 1293 nt
Organism: Diatraea saccharalis (sugarcane borer)
Lineage: Eukaryota; Metazoa; Arthropoda; Insecta; Lepidoptera; Crambidae
Source: the annotation of a GenBank genome assembly
AUGCGUUCUAGGAUAAUUAUUGUGUUGGUGAUAGCAGCAUGUAUCCUAACAACAUGGUUGUUUGCUCGCAUAUAUCAAGAGCUCCUCAAUGCUUAUGAACAAUCUGGCAGGCUCAUGGAUAUAGAAUAUUCAUGGUUGUUCCGCUUGUUACUAAAUAUUGGUGGUUAUCUUACUGUUUUACUACCAGGCUUCAUCCUGUACAAAUAUCUUGAUAAGUCCAAUUACUUUGAUAAGAUUGGUAACGCCACUCUCUUAUCCCGUGCUUUAAAUGCAUGUUUUGGAGAACCUAAUGAACGGUUACCGGACUCGGUGAAGCCAACAAAAAUAGACGAAACUCCUUCAAGGGAAGGAGCAGAAUUGGCUUUUUGCUUCACUGGGUUGAUGGGCGCGUAUCUCGUAUGGGGACUUCUGCAAGAAAAAAUUAUGACACAGAACUAUGUUAUGCCAGAUGGAACAUUGAUUAAGUUCAAUGAUUCUCAAUUCCUAGUAUUUAUCAAUAGAUCGCUUGCAUUUCUAGUGGCUCUAGGACGGUUAUUGAGUACGAAGCAAGCGCUUGUGUCGGCUCCAUUAUAUAAGUUCUCGUAUUGUUCUGUAACAAAUAUUAUCAGCACGUGGUGCCAAUAUGAAGCGUUGAAAUAUGUUAGCUUUCCAACACAGGUAUUAUCGAAGUCGUGUAAAGUGAUCCCAGUAAUGUUAAUGGGCAAAGUUAUAUCUAGGACCAAAUAUGAACUGUACGAAUAUGUGACCGCCGUCAUGAUAUCAGUAGGAAUGGUGCUUUUUAUGUUCGGCAGCCAUGAUGAUUACGCAGUGUCAACAGUGACAACUAUGUCUGGAUUGACACUCCUAGCUCUAUACAUGUUAUGUGACAGUUUCACAUCGUCGUGGCAAGGGGCCUUAUUUACUAGAUACAAUUGUACAUCACUACAAAUGCUUUGUGGUGUCAAUCUGUUCUCGUGCGCACUCACCGCAGCUGCGUUAGCGCAACACAACACGACAAUACACUCCCUUAGAUUGUUACAGCAUCCCGUGUUCGCGAUGGACUGCCUCCUGUUAUCAGCCAGUUCAGCGGUAGGACAAUUGCUGAUAUACCGGACCAUAGCCAGGUUCGGUGCCGUCGUGUUCACAAUUAUCAUGACUUUGAGACAGGCGGUAUCGAUCCUGCUGUCGUGCGUGGUGUACGGUCACCAGAUAUCGUGGGGGGGAGGGGCGGGCGUGUCGCUCGUGUUCGCGGCGGUGUUCCUGCGCGUCUACUGCAGGCACAGGCUGCGUAGGCGCAGGAACAUUAACAAGUAG